Messenger RNA from Dinoponera quadriceps, 1205 nucleotides. RefSeq names its product odorant receptor 13a-like. The transcript is spliced from 4 exons. The annotation marks the transcript as partial. Gene Ontology annotation, cellular component: plasma membrane. Gene Ontology annotation, biological process: sensory perception of smell; detection of chemical stimulus involved in sensory perception of smell. Gene Ontology annotation, molecular function: odorant binding; olfactory receptor activity. The record is from RefSeq and is a predicted model, not a curated record. NCBI's taxonomy places the organism in Eukaryota, Metazoa, Arthropoda, Insecta, Hymenoptera, Formicidae.
GAUUAUAUAUCCAUGACAAACUUGAGCUUUUGUUUUCUCGCAAAUACCUCACAUCACCUGCACAUCACCAUGAAGAACACAUCACACUCGUGUACAGUAAAGAAAUAUACUCGUUCAACUGGCAAGAAUAUGACGACGAGACACAACAAUGUUGUCACAGUUUCGUAGUGAUCAUGCCGGCACUCGAAUUCCAAUUCGGCUGCACCGAUGCAGGAUCGAACGUAGACAGCCUCAUGCUGAUUACGUGUGGGCUACUCGCCAUGAUGAAAACUAUACUAUUUCGCGUUUAUAUAGAGCAAUUAGCUGACAAUUACAAUUCCGCAAUAAACGAUUACCUUAUGGUCGAGGAUACAGGAAAGCGUGUCAUUAUGCGACGACACGCUUUUUUCGGAAGAAUGCUCGCCUGCUUCAUGGUGUGCUUCUCGUAUUUCGCCAGUGCGCUAUGUACGCUAAUCUCUGCUCUAACCGACGACAAAGAUAAGCAGCUUAAUGCAACAUACGAGGUGGCAGUGGAGGAAUAUCCGAUACCGUCAAGAUGCACCUUAGAGUACUUGAAUGUACCUACCAGCGUGUCUAAGAUAAUUUGCUUUUUCGAGUUUAUGGCAUUUAUACUUACGAGUACCAGUAAUCACGGUACCGACGCCUUAUUCCUCAAUGCUACAUUGCAUGUUUGCGGCCAAGUGAAAAUCCUCAAGGCCGAUUUCACCAAUUUCGACACUACGAGUUCGAGAAUCCACGAACGCUUCAAUGCAUUGGUCAAGAGACACAACUACCUGAUAACAAUGGCCAAUAAACUCGCUGAGACGAUCAAUUAUGUUAUGCUGAUGCAGUUUUUUGUUAGUAGCAUUCUUUUGUGCAUAAUAGGAUUUCAACUUAUUCUCGCAUUGAGAUUAAGCCAUUUCGGUAUGCUGGCAAAAAGCAUCGUGAUGAUGAGCUCCUUUAUGACACAGUUAUCGGCAUACAGUUUCGUCGGGGACUAUUUGAAGUCCCAAAUGGAAGAAGUCGGAUUGUCUAUUUAUCAAAGCAAUUGGUACAACCUUCCUCUAACUGUAACAAGAAAUAUUGUCUUCAUGAUGAUGUGGGAUCAGUAUCCCGUCAAGCUCCUAGCUGGCAACUUCAUUGUGGUAAAUCUGUCCACCUAUAUGAACAUCAUUAAAACGUCAAUGUCCUAUCUAUCUGUGCUACGCGUAAUGGUAGAUACAUGA